AUGGAAGGAUAUGAAGAAUAUGCCGUUAAUGAUAAUGCGCUACAAGGUGAAGAAUUGAGGCGUACAUUAGUUUGUGAACACUUUGGUCAGCCAGAGGCAACAAAAAGUAAAGGUAAAAAGAAAAAAACGACUUCUAAGCAUGAAAGCUUGGAGUUUAUGGUGGAUAUGAUUAAGGAUGUUGAGUUUUUUGUUACCAAAAUGAAUUGUAGCCCUCAACAAAUUCAUAAAGCUCUCGAGGAAAAGUAUUCUGUAAAGAUUUUCAUGCCAGUGUUAUAUCGGGUAAUUCAACGGUUUCGUUCAAAACCCUAUGAUCAAACAAAUGAUGCUAGUUUUUGUAUAAAGAGUUGUUAA
Messenger RNA from Racocetra persica, 351 nucleotides. NCBI's taxonomy places the organism in Eukaryota, Fungi, Glomeromycota, Glomeromycetes, Diversisporales, Gigasporaceae. The record is from the annotation of a GenBank genome assembly.